AUGCGAUUUUUUAUUGUUUUGGUUGUUUUAUUAAUUGCGUUGAAUUUGAAAAUAUCAUUGGCACAAUUUAAUAUUCCACAAUGUAUUCAAAAGAAGAUUGAUAGUAUCUUAGCUGAACCAGUUUGGAAUCCACCAGCUACAAUCAGGAAAUAUUCAUAUAAUAAUAAACCAACAUAUUUAUUGAGCAGUAAUUGUUGUGACCAAUUUAAUGAUCUUUAUGAUAAAUCAUGCAAUCGUAUUUGCGCUCCAUCGGGUGGAUUUACAGGUCAAGGUGAUGGACAAUGUAGGGAUUUUUAUCAAACAGCUAAAUUUCUUGGUGACGUCUGGGUAGAUAAACGAUCACGUGAAAAAUAA
Molecule: messenger RNA, 354 nt
Organism: Rotaria sp. Silwood2
Lineage: Eukaryota; Metazoa; Rotifera; Eurotatoria; Philodinida; Philodinidae
Source: the annotation of a GenBank genome assembly